AUGAUAAAAAUCGAAAAUACUGGUUGCAUAUGUAAAUUAAUUCGGAUGAAAGAUUUUGAAGGAACAGCGAAUAUUGCUACAGUUAAGACAGGUACCAACCCGGGUGAAGACCCUAUGGAGUCACCAGUGGGACAUUAUCCCCAUCCAAGUCCCUAUUGGGAAGCCGAAGAAGUCGAUUACACUCAAUGCGACUGCCCACCUCCACCUCCGCAGUUUGGUGUUCCCCCUCCUCCUCCCCCGCCAUCACAACAGCAAUGUCGAGCGGGUGGUACUGGACUUCAAAAUUGUCAUCUGGUGACUGUCGGAACAAUCUAUCGUCAUUCCAGUUUUCCUUACCUUCCAGUUAUAGCCGUUUGCACAUCAGUAGUGAUCGUUGCAUUGGUCGUUGCUUUCUUUCUUCUCUGGAAACAUAAGAAAAAAGUGCAAAAUUUUCUACCUUGUAAAGAAGAACCUCAAGGACGAUGUGAGCUCCCUAACCCAAAUGGGAUAACCUAUGAUGAUGUCAUCAUCAAUCAUCAUCCUACUCGUCUACCCCCAACCACGACAGAUCAACCUGCACAGUCCGUUACUCCGUUUGAGUUGCUGGCUGUCAUGAAAAAUAAUAGCGGUGCCACUCAACUUGUCCCAUUAAAGCAAGAAGACCUGAUGGGUUUAACUACCAGAGAUAGAACGGGAAGUAAAGAAACGUUAGAACCCAUUUACGAAGAAGUUGGAGCCGGGAAUGAAAACAAAUCCAAACGGUCAACUAUAAACGACCUAUCCAACGAUACAGAUUCGGGAAGAGGUACUUACAGAGCCAGAAGAUUGAGCAACAACUCCCAACCAGUUGACGUAACCCCUUCUGCCAAUAUACAAGAAGAUCCCUCACUAGAUCGUAGCAGUAAUGCUUUAAUGGCGUUAUUUUUACGUAGAGAACCCCGAGCUAGAAAGUACAUGGAAGUGUAUCCAAGAGGGCGUUAUUUAGCAAGGGAUUUUCGUCAUCCGGAUUUCAUCUUUCCAGAAGGCUUUCGAACAAUUGAUGGAAGACAGAAUUCGCUUCCGAACGAACGAUCAACCGAAAGACAUAGGUCGAGCAUCACUUCGUUACCAGAUCACUCCUAUUUCCUGGCCCAGUCGUCCCCAUCUACACAAAAUAACAGACUACUUAUGGGAUCCUCUAGAAGAACUCCUCAAGAAGCUAGAGACAAUAUACAUCUCACUAUCCGAAGCCAACAGAGCGAAGAUUCUUCACGGUCGCCUACUUUCAGAAGAGGCUCUUCGACUAUGCCGUCAAAGAAAGAGGAAUCGAAGAGACUACUGAGAACUCCGGAAGAAUCUAGAAUCCAACAACUCUUAUCCGCUUAUCAUCCAUAUCCCGCUAAUGAAGACGACAGACAUUUGUCUACAGAAAAUAUUUAUUACAGCAUAGACGAAGAUUCUGCCGAGAUCCGUCCGGCUUAUGCUACUAUAGCAAGUCGAAAAUACAGUGAUCCCAUAGCUGGACUGACUAGAGGCUCUUCAAUUUUAGGUUCGAGAAUAUUAGAUAGAGCACAAGUUUUGCAAGAUAUAGGAGAGAAACGGUAGCGCUUCUGAACAUCUUUCAUUACCGAUAAUCAGAUUUAACAACUUGAUUCCAAAGUCGAGCUGCAGCUGCAAGAAAUCUGGCCAACUGAUCAACAAAAGACAGAAAUCGUCCGUAUAAAAAAAAUAUUAAACUGUGAUCAUUGUUUGGUUAAGAAGGGCGGUUUCUACGUUUAACCAAUUUUUUUCUUUUUAUUUUCAAUAUCACAUCGCGCUCGAAUUGAUAAAACAAUAAUCCUAUCGCGUAUAUGAAUAUUUCUAGUAAAGACUCGAAAUUAUAGAAAGCUAAAAUUUGUUGAAUGAUUUAUGAUGUUGAAUAGGAGACGAGAAAACGAAGAACUUAUUCGUUAAAGUUCUGACUUUUCCCAUUCUCCAAAAUAUUGUAAAUAUUUAAAAAAAAAACACGGAAUAAUUCCCGAUAGAUAUAGAAUCGAAAAACAUUUUUAAAUCAAUCGCGAAUAUUUCCUUAAUCCCAACUUUAUCCAGUGCUAAAGUGUAGAUAUUGUAUAGACGUAGAGCGAUGGCAAAUUUUAAAUAGCCUUUAACAAAAGACAAAAUAUAUAUAUAUAUAAAUAUAUAUAUAUAUAUGCUCCCUUAAGAAGCGCCUGACAAUCUUUCAAGGCACCCUAAAAAUACAGAAUGAACUGUAAGUAAAUAUAAUAAUAAAAAAAAAAA
Messenger RNA from Centruroides sculpturatus (bark scorpion), 2235 nucleotides. RefSeq lists its product as uncharacterized. The record is from RefSeq and is a predicted model, not a curated record. The coding region runs from base 1 to 1563 and encodes 520 amino acids. NCBI's taxonomy places the organism in Eukaryota, Metazoa, Arthropoda, Arachnida, Scorpiones, Buthidae. The transcript is spliced from 5 exons.